Molecule: messenger RNA, 1416 nt
Organism: Capsella rubella
Lineage: Eukaryota; Viridiplantae; Streptophyta; Magnoliopsida; Brassicales; Brassicaceae
Product: HVA22-like protein h
Exons: 7
Coding region: 307-1236 (309 amino acids)
Source: RefSeq, a predicted model, not a curated record
AACGAAAAAACCAAAAACAGUGUGACUUGUGAAUCAACCGCUGGUAAAGUCACAACAAUUUUUUAUUUUUUAUUUUAAUUAUUUUACCCUUUUUUUCUUUUCUUUUUUCCCUCACAAUCAUUUUGUCUCUUUCCCCGCUCUCUCGCUCUCGCCGCCGUCUGCGUAACGGUCUCCGGCCGCAUUACGCCGAUCAAUCUCUUCCCUCCGCCGACGUUUCCAAAUAAUUUCCGUCGAAGUCUAUUUGAGACGUGUUCCGAUUCGAUUCACUGCCCGAAGCUUCGUUUGUUUCUUCAGGAGGUGUGCACAAUGAUUGGAUCGUUUCUAACAAGAGGACUUGUAAUGGUAUUUGGAUAUGCGUAUCCUGCUUAUGAAUGCUACAAAGCGGUUGAAAAGAAUAAGCCUGAGAUGCAACAGCUUCGAUUCUGGUGCCAAUAUUGGAUUUUGGUGGCUGCUUUGACGAUUUUCGAAAGAGUUGGCGAUGCUUUUGCUUCUUGGGUUCCGCUAUACAGCGAAGCAAAGCUGGCAUUUUUCAUAUAUCUUUGGUUCCCCAAGACCAGAGGAACUACAUACGUUUACGAUUCCUUCUUUAGACCAUAUGUUGCGAAGCAUGAAAAUGAAAUUGACCGUAACUUGAUUGAGCUAAGGACCAAAGCUGGAGAUAUGGCAGUUGUAUACUGCAGAAAAGCAGUGUGCUAUGGACAAACAAGAAUCACAGAAAUCCUACAUUUUGUAGCUCUACAAUCAACACCAAAACCUCAGCCUAAGGAAAAGAAGCAGGCAGAACAAGAAGAGGAACAGAAACAACCGGAUCUUAAGACGACGAGCCAAGCAGCUUCCAAUCCUCAAGGGCGUCUGCAAUCAAAGAAACCACAGCUUCAAACCAAAGAACCUAUAUCAUCACCAAAGCCACUUUCAUCCUCCCCACGCAAGCAGCAGCAACAACUACAAACAGAGACCAAGGAAGCAAAAGCAAACGUGUCACAAACCAAACUCACUACUCUAUCUCCACCAGGACCACCAUCAUCAUCACCCUCAACCGCCAUGAAACCAAACACUGAUCCGCCGCAGCCAUUAUCAACAGAGGCAGAGAAAGCGUCACCAAUUGUUGCAGCGUUACCACAACCAGCGUCUGCGAUUCAACGAGCGUCAUCUGCGAAAGAGACGAUAAUGGAGGAAACACUAAGGGUCACUCGCGGGAGUCUGAGGAAAGCUCGUUCAACGGGAGUACCGCGCUAAACAGGAAACAGACAACAAGUUCAAAACUAUUGCCUUAUAAUGGGUUCUUUCUAAAACAGGAACAAUCGAUUCUAUUAAACGGUGUUACUUGUCGUUUUAGUUCGAUGUAAAUUUUUCAAACUCUAGACUCGUAGUGGAUCUUGAUCUGUUAUUAGCUGAGAAAGAAAAACAUGUUACCCU